Molecule: messenger RNA, 1405 nt
Organism: Tricharina praecox
Lineage: Eukaryota; Fungi; Ascomycota; Pezizomycetes; Pezizales; Pyronemataceae
Product: Alpha/Beta hydrolase protein
Exons: 2
Coding region: 266-1270 (334 amino acids)
Biological process (GO): lipid metabolic process
Source: RefSeq, a predicted model, not a curated record
CUAUGGUUAAUAAUGACCAUAACCAACCUCCUCGCCUUUCAUCUCCUCGACCCUUCAAUACGACCCUUUAACACAGCCGUGUCGCCACUCGCAAAAGUCCGUCACAUACGAAAUAGUAUGCAGCGGCCUCUUAGACGCCAGAUACAGCUUUACGAUUACUGUCGCGGUUCUUCUUAACACGGACCAUUCAAGCAACUGUGCGUGUGACUUCACCGCUACUCUCUGCUUCUUGAAACUGAUAAGGUUAGCUAGAUAUUUGUUCACGAUGCGUCUCGCAACAUUCCUACACCUCACCGUCGCGUCGCUAGGACUGGCCUCAGCCAUCCCGUCGCCCUCGCCCUCACCCUUGCCCUCACCCUCACCGUCCCCCUCCCCGCCCACGCCCCGCCCCACCAACAUCACGCAAGCGCUUUUUGACGAAUUCACCUCGCUCUCGGAGCUGGUGGACAUAGCGUACUGCGUGGGGACACUCAACAGUGGAAUCGACGUACCUUUCACGUGCCUCAGCUACUGCGCGCACUUCCCGUCUCUGACGCUGAUCAAAACGUGGAACACGGGGCUCAAAUUGUCGGACUCGUGCGGCUACAUCGCGCUCUCCCCCGGCGACCGCCGUAUAAUCGUCGCCUUUCGCGGUACUUACAGUCUCAUCAACGCGCUGGCAGAUCUGUCCCUCGCGCGCCAGGAGUAUCUGCCCUAUCCAGACGCGGAGUGCAAUGGGUGUACCGUCCAUGCCGGGUUCCUCGAGAGCUGGGGGCAGACCGAGAAGAUUAUUGGCGGGGUGCUGGGGGAUUUGCUACAGCAGUAUCCCGGGUACAAGCUGGAGCUCGUGGGACACAGUCUUGGAGCGGCGGUUGCGGCGCUGGCCGCACUGGAUUUUGCGGGGAGAGCGUGGAACGCGGAUAUCCGGGUGACUACGUUUGGAGAGCCGAAAGGCGGGAAUAAGGAGUUCGCCGGGUUCCUGGAUAGGCGAUUCGAUAAUACCUCGUACCGCCGGAUAACGCACAUCAACGACCCCGUUCCCCUCCUCCCGUUCGAAAGCUUGGGCUAUCACCACCACGGCCACGAGUACUACAUCUCGGCACCGCACCUUCCAUGCACGAUCGAAGACGUGGUCAAGUGCGAGGGCGGCGCGGAGGAUCCGAAUUGUGUUGCGGGGACAAACUUUAGCAUGUUUGGAUCUUUGAUGGGCCAUCGGGAUUAUUUCCACAGGUUGGGAUUGUGUUUGCCAGAGCAGUGGAGUGGGAGGAGGGGGAGGAGUGAGGAGUUGUAAUGGGCGGGGGAACUGGAGAAUGAGCUGUAAUAGUGUGUUGGAGUUUUGGAGUUUUGGAGUUGUAUUAUGCAGAAUAGUAAUUCGAUGUAUCAGUACUUUUGGUGGGUGUGCAAAUACAGGAACCAUCUACAUUAC